CGUCUUUAAAGGGAACUCGCAGCUUUGCACUGACAGUGCUCUUGAGCCAAGUUGCUUCUGGGCGGAAGUAGCCCAUCUAGGGCUUGGCCUCUUUAAAGAAACAGACUUCUGCAACCUUGGGACUACGUUUGGGGUCGCCGGCUAUUGGACGGAGCAGCGCAAUUGUUAGCUGAAGCAGAACUGUGUGUGGGACUCAGGCCCUGGCUUGGAGCCAUUUUCUGGCCUAGGCUGUCUGCCCUUCUGUCCUCUGGAGGGGAAGCCUGCAGUGCCUGUGGACCUACCUCAGAGGCAUGUUCAGGAGUGCAGCAGCCCUCUCGGUGCACCUGAUGUGGCCACUCUGGGGAAGGAAGGCUGGAGCCUCACUCACCCGGUGCUUGCACCAGUCUCUCACCAUGGCCAAACGGCUGCAGGCUCGGAGGCUGGACGGGAUAGAUCAAAACCUCUGGGUGGAGUUUGGCAAACUGACCAAGGAGUAUGACGUCGUGAACUUGGGUCAAGGCUUCCCUGACUUCUCACCUCCGGACUUUGCAACGAAAGCUUUUCAGCAGGCUACCAGUGGGAACUUCAUGCUCAACCAGUACACAAGGGCAUUUGGUUACCCACCACUGACAAACGUCCUGGCAAGUUUCUUUGGCAAGCUGCUGGGACAGGAGAUGGACCCACUCACGAAUGUGCUGGUGACAGUGGGUGCCUAUGGGGCCUUGUUCACAGCAUUUCAGGCCCUGGUGGAUGAAGGAGAUGAGGUCAUCAUCAUGGAACCUGCUUUUGACUGUUAUGAACCCAUGACAAUGAUGGCUGGAGGUUGCCCUGUGUUCGUGACUCUGAAGCCGAGCCCUGCUCCUAAGGGGAAACUGGGAGCCAGCAAUGAUUGGGAACUGGAUCCUGCAGAACUGGCCAGCAAGUUCACCUGCACCAAGGUCCUGGUCUCAACACACCCAACAACCCCUUUAGGAAAGGUAUUCUCUAGGAUGGAGCUGGAGCUGGUGGCUAAUCUGUGCCAGCAGCACGAUGUCGUGUGCAUCUCUGAUGAGGUCUACCAGUGGCUGGUCUAUGACGGGCAGCAGCACGUCAGCAUCGCCAGCCUCCCUGGCAUGUGGGAUCGGACCCUGACCAUCGGCAGUGCAGGCAAAAGCUUCAGUGCCACUGGCUGGAAGGUGGGCUGGGCCAUGGGUCCAGAUAACAUCAUGAAGCACCUGCGGACAGUGCACCAGAAUUCUAUCUUCCACUGCCCCACCCAGGCCCAGGCUGCAGUAGCCCAGUGCUUUGAGCGGGAGCAACAGCACUUUGGACAACCCAGCAGCUACUUUUUGCAGCUGCCACAGGCCAUGCAGCUGACCCGAGACCACAUGAUCCAUAGCCUGCAGUCAGUGGGCCUCAAGCCCUGGAUCUCCCAGGGGAGCUACUUCCUCAUUGCAGACAUCUCAGACUUCAAGAGCAAGAUGCCCGACCUGCCUGGAGCUGAGGAUGAGCCUUAUGACAGACGCUUUGUCAAGUGGAUGAUGAAAAACAUGGGCUUGGUGGGCAUCCCUGUCUCCACAUUCUUCAGUCGGCCCCAUCAGAAGGACUUUGACCACUACAUCCGAUUCUGUUUUGUGAAGGACGAGGCCACACUCCAGGCCAUGGAUGAGAGACUGCGCAAGUGGAAAGAGCUCCAACCCUGA
This is a messenger RNA of Rattus rattus (black rat), 1661 nucleotides long. RefSeq names its product kynurenine aminotransferase 1 (gene Kyat1). Gene Ontology annotation, cellular component: mitochondrion; cytoplasm. The record is from RefSeq and is a predicted model, not a curated record. Gene Ontology annotation, biological process: biosynthetic process. Gene Ontology annotation, molecular function: pyridoxal phosphate binding; L-kynurenine:2-oxoglutarate transaminase activity. NCBI's taxonomy places the organism in Eukaryota, Metazoa, Chordata, Mammalia, Rodentia, Muridae.